GCCCAUCGCCAACUGUGUCAGUGCAACAGACUGUUUGUUCUCAAAACAUGUGACGUUUCUUGCCGGUGGCGGCCUGCGUGCAAGCCAACACUUGAAAUGUAUUGUGGAAUUUUUUGUUGUGACAGUAUGGGAAGCUAUCGAUGGAUGAUAAAAUUAAAUAGCUAGCGGUUGAUGGCCGUAGGGCGGUUGAAAAUGUUAUUAAGGCUAAUGGAGCGAAACAUUGUGAGCAAUAUAAUUGACUUAAUAAUAGAGGUUUUAUGUUUGUAUAUUAAUUUCUUACUUCCACAUCAUCACCAAGUAUGGCGUCUUAAUGUCACUUUACAUUAGCAAGAGAAUUUUCAAUAAAAUUGAUCAAAGUAAAGAAAUUGGUUUUCAAUAUAUUAAAAUGUGUUUCGUUGUCCGAAUGACCCUGCCCAAACGUCUGUUUCACUUUUAGCGGAGAGAUAUAACGAAUGAGGAUUUAUUGCCGGUAGACUUGUAACUUUCGUUGUGUCAGCAGUUCUUGACGGAAGUUAGAUACGUACAGCACUGUUGUCACCUUACGAUAAUUAACUGCAUGUAAUCGAAUCGUAACAAUAUCAUCUGCAGAAUUGAAGAAACUAAUAAACGCAUCUACAGAAAACUUAUAUGUGAGGGGUGCAGCUUAUCAGCGAACUUUUGCUGAUAUUUCUAUGCAUAUACUAUUUCAAUAUUUUAUGAAGAGAGAAAACUACUUCCAACAAAAUGAAGACUGCAAAAAGAAUGGUGAAAGUGACAUCAUCGCGUCUGGUUAGAGGACGAAGAGCAAAGUUACUGGCAAUCAGAUCAUUGGAAAGUAAAGUAACAUGUGUAGAAAAGAGAAAAGUUGAGCCUCUUGUGAACAAAGAUGAUGUGCACAAUGUGACAAUUAAUGACUUACCAGAUGAGCUGCUUCUCAAUGUUAUGAAGUUCUUGUCAGUGGAGGAGCUGCUGAUAGCUCAAGAAGUAUGCCACCGCUGGGAGCAGCUGACUUAUGGACCAAGUGUGUGGUUGAACAAGAGUUUUGUUGUUUGGCAUGGGCGUCAUGCUGUACCUUUGGCACGAGGUGACAGAAUUGGGAGGUACUGCAGUGUGGAAACAUCACUCACAUCCUGGUCAAAAGCUGACAUCUUUCUGAGAACUCAGUCACCAAAGUACCUGAAUAAAAUUUUAAAAAGGAUGCCUCAUCUACGUGUAUGUGCCUUACCAUUUGAAAGGCAAGCAAUUGAAGCUCUGUCCACCUAUUGUCAGAACAUUACAAAGCUGGAGAUUAUUACCUGCUCUGAAGUUGAUACCAUAACUCUGACAAAUUUAGUGGAUCGGUGUCCCUUGAUUGAAGUCCUGAAAUUGCCUGUGAGCUUCAUGACAACUGAGUGCUUGGCAGAACUGAUUGCACAUUUGAAAUAUCUUCAGGCACUCAGUCUCCAUGUGGACAUCAGCAAUUGGUAUUCACAGCCUGUGGUCCUGCAGCCCUUAGCAAGAAACUGCAGCCGUCUUUGCAAGCUUAAUCUGUGGUGCUUCACCCUUUCUGACAUUGGAUAUUUAUUUAAAGCACAGCCACCUUUGGAAGAGCUGUCCCUUCGCUGGACAACUGAGGAAAAGAGGUGUGUACUCCCAGACUUACUAGCCUGCUGGAAAUCAGUUAAAUUUCUUCAACUGCAAGAGUAUAAUGUGAGACACGAGGAGAGUUUUCAAGCAUUCCGUUCACUCGGGGAGCUCAGUAGACUGAAUUGGCUAGAAAUACAGUGUGUGAAAGAGUGCCCAGAAGGAGCUAUUGGGGAGGCAUUUAGGUAUGGAGGUCUUUCGCAACUGCAGCAUGUUGACUUGUCAAACAGCUGGGCAUUAGAUGAUACUGGUCUAAUUUCCUUGAUUCAUGGAUGCCCACAAGUACGAUGGCUUCGACUGUUUGGUUGUUAUGGGCUAACAGAUGAAGCAUUCAAGGACAUUUACAAACUUGUGCAUUUGAAAAGGUUGAAUAUCUCUCGAUGUGUGGGAUUAGGCUCAGCAGCCAUGUUUUUCAUUGCUCGUCUUCCAAAGCUGCGUACACUCUGGGUUGAGUACACAGACUUCAGGCGUUUACGUCCAGGAAUAAAAUGCAUAAUUGACCUACCAGAGUUGCGGCACCUCCACAUGGGAAUGACCACAAAUCUACAAUAUGUACCAUUUGAUUCCUUCCCAGAGAAUCUUCCAAAUCUCAAGUCACUGGAUGUACAAUGCUCCAAAUUUGAUGCUGCGGUAAUGGAAAAUUUGAAGAAACGGAUGCCAUCCCUAAAAGUUCAUGUUACUCAGUUCCAGUACCAAGACAUAAACAGUGCAGAUACAAGUGAUGAUGAAGUUUAGUACACACUAUUUUGGAGAUACAUUUUUUAAAUCAUAUUUGUACUUCAUAGUGAUGUUUAGAGGUAAAUUGUACAUACUUUUAACUGUGAUUGAUAUAUCACUACUUCUGGUGCUGCAAGAUAAUUGUGCAAUUGUUUUGUAUCUAGUCAUUUGUUAUUCUGGAGUUCUCAUUUAGUUUGUAGUAUAUUUUAUGCUCUCAUGUAAGGCAGCGUUGGACAUUUUAGUUAUAAAUCAAACAGAUUCUGAUACGUAGUAUAUUUGUUUAUGAAAAAUCAGAAAUUAUUGCCACGGGUGCAGUCCUGACACCUACGAGCAACUGAAGGCCGUGCUGCACAAUCUGGGAUAUCAGUAGUUGCUGGAACUAUAAAUCUUGUGCAAAUUAGUAUCUUUCUCAUAUACCCUCUAUUUGCUGUGAGUUGAUGGAAGUGCACAUUAUAGUGGAAAUGUGCAGUCUGUGAGAAACCAGUCCUUUUAUUUGAUACUGUCAAAGAAGAAUGAUUAUUAAUUAACAGUGUAGGCUGAUGCCUGUAAUACACACAAUCCCAACCACAACCACAAACUUUGACUAAUUACUCAGAUAAGGGGCUGCAAGAAAAACUUCCACAUCCCCUGACAGUGAUCCGUUGGAUUCUAAAUCGCACAGCUAAGAACACUGUAAAGAUUUCAUACACCUAAAUGCCAUGGCCCAGAGGUUCCUAGCUAGCUAGCCAAUCAGAAACUAAUACAUUGCAUUACUCAUCGGUGUCAGAAUCUAACUUCUUUCCUUCAAAUAUCAAAUCAUUUGAGAGGAAUAGCCUCCAUAUUUGUUGUGAUUGUUUUCCCUCUUUUCACAGUAUCACUAUUUUAAAAUUUUCCUGUUUCAAUGGUAUGAAGAGGGAUAUAUGCAGUCAUUUGAAAUGUGUGCACAAAUAAUGCUGUAUUGCACAUUUUUCGGUUUCUAGGAAAUUGACAAAAACAGUUAAUUCCAGAAAAUUAUUGUAAAAUAAUAAUGUAAUUGCAGAUAUGUAUUGUUUGUGCAUAAAAACUACUGAAAAUACUUGGUUGUGCUUUAUAAAAUUGAAGUAAGCAUAGGUUUUAUGAAAAUAAGUGAAUAUUAAAAUGGAAAAACACUGUGUAGCAAUAGAUAUACAGCAUUAUUCCAUACCUGUCUUCUGCUGUAAUGAUAAGGUUGUCUUGAAUCCAAAAGUUGUAAGAAAGAAAAUUAUAACAAGAUACAAAAUAAUAUUUUUGUAAACUGAUAAUUUUGGUCUUAAAAAAAGUAAUAGAACAUUCCAGCCCAAGAUGCUGGAGUUGGCUGUCCUGUGUGCAUGAGGUGUGCUUGCUUGUUUCUAUAUAUAUGUGUGUGUGUUUUUCUCUCUUUACUUAUUAAGGCUGUGGCCAAAAGCUGUAUGUGCCUGUCUGCAACUUGACAUGUCUUCUUUACAGUAAAUAGCAAUCUGUCUUUGCCUAUAUUGUUAAUAGAACAUGAGUUUGUUAUAAAGUUGAGAGACAAAUCUGGUGCAUUAAACUCAGUUGUCAAACUGCAGAUUUUCAUUAAAAUUCCUGUAUUUUGGUUCAGUAUAUUUCAUCAUGUCCAAUAAAUUAUUUCCUCCUUCUUAUGAAGUUUCAGUGUCCAGUUGUAGAGAAACCAAAAAUCAAAAGCCAACGGAAAACUUUUUACUUGAUGUUCACAAACUGAUUGACAAUACAAUGUCUUCGCCAUGUGCAAAGCACAUUGCAACUAGACACAUGCUUAUGUCACUAAACAGUCUCAGCCAGAGUAAUUUUCAAAGCAAGUGACUUUUUGGAACUUAACUCAUUGGAUCCUGUCUCCUUGAAGUCUUCCAUCAUCUUGUGAAUGGUCAGCUUUGAAGGACUGACAAAGCCCUCAGCAAUGACAUGCUUUCAUUCUGAAGGAACCAUAACUUUUGACACUUUUUUCUUUUUUCAGUCAUUGUAAAGUCCAUAUCAGAAAGUAGGAAACUAUGACCUGAACACACAAACUUUUGAUGUAUUUCUGUAAAGUACUGGCAGCUGAUCGGAUAGAAAUAGAGCACUAAAAAUCUACAGUUAUUUUUCUGCCCAACACAGCAGUAAGACAAUACUAUCAGUUGGUGUCUCAUAUCUUCUUCAAGUGUAUUGUAAUUGUUUGUCACGAAUUCAAGCAGAUGGGAAACUAUUUCAACUAAAUGUCUCCUUGUGGUGGAUUCAUCCCACAAAUUUACUGUGAUGUUUUCAGUACCAACAUCAUGAACCAUGAAAUUAGACGACGACAGCUGUCUCUGGUAGAAUACCAUGGACUGCAUCAAAGUAGGACGAAGUAAAGCCUUUCAUAUGUGAGCACAAACAAUUCUGUAAGGUACACAUGCUGUGCUGUGGGGCUAUCAGUAUGGUUGAAAAUGAACACACUUCAUACGUUGCAAUCACAGUGUAGACACUUUUAUUGCUUCACGAUUACCGGUUUCAACAGUCUUAUACUGCCGUCCUCGGAUGAUCUGUACUUUCUAUAAAAUUGUCCUGUUACAUUACAUAAAAUCAGAGUGGGUAUUGGGGAGUGCUUUUUAUGCUUUGACUUCAUGUAAAUUAACUUUGCAAUUUUCUGGAAGUUUCAGAAGAUUGGAUGAUGGAAACUGUUGAAACUUGUCAUCUUGGAGCAGUAAAAGUGUGUACACUGUGAUUGCAGUGUAUGAGGUGUGUUCAUUUUAAACACAUAUAAUAGGUAUAUUGUUUUUCCUUUUACCUGUUUCUGUAUCAUUUUUUAGCACUUUGAGCUGCAUCAUGCAAAAGCAGAUCAAACAUACCCUCUCAGGUUCAGCGUUGUGCAGUUCUGUUUUGUCAGAAGCUGCAAUGAUUUUGUUAAACAACAAAUUUCACUGUCUGCAAGUAUCUAACCUAGUACUGUGAAAUGUAAAUUAAAAUCUGUUUGAUACACACUUUGAUAGUAUGAUCUGCCUAUUGAUUUUCAGGAAUUUUUUUGGUAAACACUCAAUACAUUCUAGAUAGUUUGAAAUCAGGAGGCAGACAUUCUUUUAAGUAUUUGUUCAUGUUGUAAUGGCUCACCUACUUUGGAAAACAGGAAAUGUGAUCCCAAAUCAGAGCCAUGCUGUCAUGUGAUAUGGCAUGCGGCCUACUGAAAUGUUUUCCUCGACUGUCUUUAGAGUUGGUCAUUCCACCUUGUAGUUUAUAUUGAAGAGGCUGUAUUCAUCACUGGGUGAUGUAGAAUAUAUCAAACAAUGUUUAUUGACACGUUUCUUUUGGUUGGACUUUGUAUUUGAAAGUAACUUGUUUCCGUGAAACAUCAUCUGUCGUACCUUUCUUUCAUCUGGCUAAGCACACCUAUGUUGAUGGAUUUUGUCAAGUAAAUGGACAGCUCUUCAUAUAUCAAGGCGCGACAUUCUUUGUCCAACUUUAACUUAAUUGCCAGGUUUAUAUCCUUGCAUACUUCUUUUGAGCACACUUCUGCAUUGCAAACAUUAUCCUGAAUCAUACAGUCAAAAUUACUAUCUAACAUUCAACUGGAUCAGGUUACCUUCCAUUGGGAAAGGAGGUUCACUCAGCGACUGUUAUGUGAUUUACAAAUUAUAGAGCGCUGCAGUCAGUCGUAUAUAGAGGGUGCAAUAUGACCAAUCGAUGUGUUCCCCACAUAACCUACCUUCUUUAUUCAGUAGUAUUCGAAGAACUUUGACUGACGACCGAACAACAGGGAACUAACAUGCAUCGAGAUUAGAAAAUGUUGGUAUGUAAUCUAAUAUACAAGCCAUAGAGGUUAUGUCAUGAGUUGUAACAUUUUAUUGCAUCGUCUGACCAUGUACUUCUUGUAUUUUUGGCAUUGAAAUGGCUAGGCACUAGCCGAAAUCUGGAUUUGCGUAAUAAAACCUACAAGAAAAGGAUGACUGAGAGCAGCACUCUAUAAUUUGUAAAUUCAAGUGGAUUAUCAUAUUUCACAUUUUUUAAUAUAAGAGUGCUCAGAGUGUGUAUUAUAUUUCUUUGUCAAUGAUAAGACAAAACUGGAGUCAAUUUUAUGUAUGUUACAUAUUUUUGCUGUAAUGAUUUCAGAGGAUGGACAUAACGUACAUUGUUAGUGUCAUACACUGCUGUACGGGGCACAUAUGCUUCUCUACACAUGUAGAAAAUCAAACAAUGGAAAGUCCAGGAUGAAAUAAUGACAGUAUUAUGAAAAGAAUAGAUAACAAUUCAGUGUAUGGGUUCAGUGUUGUAGGAUCGCCGGAUCCAAUGAUGCACACUACUACAUACAAUAAGCACUAUUUUACCUCUCGGAAGCACACAUAUACAGUUAUAUACAUUCUUGAUUUACGGUGCACGCGUGUACUGUUUCGCACGCAGCCACAGACUGCUCAGAGAGAGCUUGCCAGAACAAAGAGAUUACGUGAGACUUGGUCGAUAGUUGCCAGAUUAGCCCCCCCUCUCCAGAGUGUGGAGCACAAAACAUAAAUAUUGGGGCUUACAUGUAACGGAAACAGCCGGGGGGGGGGGGGGGGGGGGGGGAAAUUGAAACUAUACCUUAAAUUAUAUUACGUUAGUAACUGAAGUUUUUGAGCCAGCGAGGGGGGCAGAUGGCCCUGCCUGACCUGGCGAAUCCUUGUACAGGUGACGGUGGGUUGUGAGGAGCCGGGGUAGUGGACCUGAAUGCUUGUUGAGGUGCGUAGGACGUUUACCGUUGAUGGGUCACUACCAACAGGCGAGGGGACAGACUGGAGAAGAUGAAUGUGGGUUAAGUUGUCAUUGGGGGAGCUGGCUCAUUCAUAGAAGACACACGCAUUAUCUGGCUGCAUAGCAAAAAACACUUUAGAGCUGCAAAUAAAAUCUGUGUUGACAUUAACUACCACUUCCCUAUACGGGUUGACAGAAUCUCCACAUGAGUCGUACGUGGCAGCAUGACGUGUUCCGAGGCUGGCCCCUGAUACGUCACUAAAUCCUAACAGGGGAGAGGCAAGGGGGCUGCCUGUAGGAGGGGGAGUCAUCAGACACAUCACUCUGUAGGGGAAUGUCACACACACCUGUAACACUGUCGUGUUGAGUACAGCUAGUCAGUGUGUUCAAUCACUGCGUCGAACUAUUGCCAACACAAGGUGGGUAACUGGAAAACCAUGCCAAAGAAUCCAUUGGAAAACCUAGUUGGCAUGUGUGCGAAGUAGCGGGCGGCACGCGAUCCAUUGUGUAGGGCUCAAUGGUACAAGAGUUCAUUGUAGCACUCAUCAACAAAAGUCAGGUUUACCAGUAUCGGUUUAGUGUUGUAGGAUUGCCGGAUCCAAUGAUGCACGCUACUAUAUGUAAUGAGCACUAUUUUAUUACUUGGAAGCUCACAUAUAUGGUUAUAUACGUUCUUGAUUCACGGUGCUUGUGUGUACUGUUUUGUGCACAGCCUUAGACUGCUUGCAAAGAGUUUGCCAAAACAAAGAUAUUACAUGUGACUUGGUCAAUAGUUGCCACAAGUGUAUAUCAGAGAUUCUGAGUCGCAGAUAGGCACAACAAAAAAACUGUCAAGUAAGCAAGCUUUCACCCAAAAAGGCCUUCAUCAGAAUUGGACAAAAUACACACACACACACACACACACACACACAGGUGAGAGUCAUAUGUGUGUGUGCACUCUGUAAUUCUGAUUAAGUCCUUUUUGUCCGAACGCUUACUUGCUUGACAGUCUUUUUGUUGUGCCCAUCUGUGGCUCAGCACCUAUAGACAUAAACCUUUUUACAAAACCCAUACAGCAUUACUCCAUUCACCUGCAUUGGAGGCUGUUUCACAGGAACUACUUUCCCUUUACAUGAUUUAUAUUCCAAUCCAGCAUGACAAAGCCUGUUCCUCUUCAUAUCUUGCAAAGUAUUGAUGUUCAUUUCCCUUUUCUCAAAUUAUUUGCAUGUUUCAAACCUAAGCAUCACCUUGUUAAACUCCCCAAUUCUAGUAGCAUGCAUCAUUGCAUGAAUCUCCUCGCUAUUUAGUGCUGUCCUCAGAUGGGAAACAGGCCAACUAUUACAACAGGUGAUGCAGAAUUUUGUAUACAACAUUAUUCCACACAAUUCUACAAAAUGUCAAUGUGCCAUACAGUGUUAUUAGUGUGCAUGCUUCAUUUUCUGAAACACUGAGUAGGCAGCAUAAAACUGUAUAUUGGCUUGUUUUCAGUGGGUCACUUUUGUGUGUGUGUGUGUGUGUGUGUGUGUGUGUGUGUGUGUGUGUGUGUGUGUAAUGUAAUGUAAUAUUUUCACCAUGAUACUUUACGUUUCAUUCUGGUUACCAAUUCUCACAAUUAGGAUAAUUGAUAAACUGUUUGUUUGUAUUAUUAUUAUUAUUAUUAUUAUUAUUAUUAUUACCACUACUGCUGACACACAUUAUGUAAGGGAAAGAGUGUCAUAAUCCUUUUCCCAAUUCCAGGCUAUGUUUUCACAUUUAUGCAGUGUGAUAUUGAGAGUGCUUGAUAGAAGCUGCAAGUCUAAGAAUCAGUAUCCUAAGACUUCUACUUUUAUAGCAUGCUGGCAGCAUGAAAUUCAUUUCCACCAAAGAAGCUAGCACUAACUACUCUUGGCAUAAUUAAAUAAUGUAAACAAUUUUUGAAAAGGUUUCUUAUGUAAUAAUGAAUCUACUGUUCCCAUACCUUUAUGUUUGGAUGUACUAUUUCCUUUUUCAUUACCACUGUGAAGACAGUAUUCUGAUGAAGUAUGAGAAGAAAUAUUCUUCACAGUUGGCUGCAUGUAUAAAUAAUUGCAGUGUGUUGACAUUUUACCCUUAAUUUCUUAUUGUUUACUACUCUUCCACCAAUAUGCUGCAGGGUGAGGUGUAGUUAAGGGUUGACUCCACCAAAAUAAAUGUGAACUAAGGGUGUCUUUUAUCUAUUUGAAAAUUAUGAGCCUGGUUGUCAACGCAUGAAAGCAAGUAGUUUAAUGUGAACAUCAGCCCAUAAUUUACAGCAAGAUAUUCAUCAUUCACUUAUUGGCAGUGUAUAUCUGUAGAUUUCAUGUACUAUUAUUACUUCCUCUUUAUGGAAUUCUAGCAUUUCUGUCUCCAUCCUGUUGAUAUUUCUUCUGUGUAGUAAGUGUAAGAAAAGUUACUGAUAAGUAAACCUCAGUAAGGUUAGUGUUUUUUUAUUUUUUAUUUUAAUGUUUAAAUUCAUUAGAUGUAUGUAAAUAAAAGUAGUAGAUUCACUGUUAAGGAUUUUAAUGUUAUUGAGCUUGUCACUGUGUUGUAGCUAACAAAACUGUAAAUUACUCUGUUAUACCCUGUUUACCUGAUGACAUUGUUAUAUGGGAUGCAUUAAUUUUUAACUGUAUGACAUUAAAAAUAGACAUGGAUGUUGGCUGUGACUAAUGUUUCGUUAUAUUGUCAGAUAUCUAGUUCUUGUUCUGUCUGGCUGAACUUUAUUAUAAAUGUUCAGAACUAUAAAACUUACUGGGAAAGGGAAAAUGUGAAAGAAUGUGGCAUGUUGGAUGUUGUUAUUACUCAGGUUUGUUUGUUUGUUUGGUGUGUGUAUGUUUGUGUGUGCAUAAAGCAGGGGUAGUCAACUUCUGUGAUUUUUACUAGUAAAGUUUUCUAAAUGCCCACUGGUUGCACAAAGCAGAGGUGCAGUAACAUUGUAUGGAAACCUAAUGAAAAUGUUUUUUAAAACCCCUACCAUCUACUGCCCACCUUGAAAGCUGGAAUGCCUGCUAGUGGGCGGUAGGGACCAGGUUGACUGCCACUGGUAUAACGUUUAUACUGAAGUGUAGAUGAAGAUAUGAGACUGAUCAUUAGUAUAAAAACUUCAUUUUAAAAUGUGCAGUAUUGUACUCAUAUUAUAUCUGUAGUGCUACAUUAUGUUGUGAAAGUCUAAAGAAUUCUGUCUAGCAUCAGUCUUGUGGAUUGUUAUAUGGCUGUGUAUAUUUGUGUAACCUACAUAAUAUAUGAUUGUGUUACAUGUUGAAUACAAAAUUUGUUUUAUUGUGCUCCUAGAGGUCUGACACCAUAUCUGUGUAAUUCUUUUAUAUUUGACUGGAUGUAUUUCUCAACUCAUUAUAGUAAAACGUUGUUCUCUCACUUUCACAUCUGUAGAGAUGUAAAAGAA
Schistocerca gregaria is the source of this 10366-nucleotide messenger RNA. Its product is annotated as S-phase kinase-associated protein 2-like. The record is from RefSeq and is a predicted model, not a curated record. The transcript has 12 exons. Lineage: Eukaryota; Metazoa; Arthropoda; Insecta; Orthoptera; Acrididae. Bases 724 to 2337 code for a protein of 537 amino acids. Gene Ontology annotation, cellular component: SCF ubiquitin ligase complex. Gene Ontology annotation, biological process: SCF-dependent proteasomal ubiquitin-dependent protein catabolic process. Gene Ontology annotation, molecular function: protein binding.